Molecule: messenger RNA, 324 nt
Organism: Thermothelomyces thermophilus ATCC 42464
Lineage: Eukaryota; Fungi; Ascomycota; Sordariomycetes; Sordariales; Chaetomiaceae
Exons: 3
Coding region: 1-324 (107 amino acids)
Source: RefSeq, a predicted model, not a curated record
AUGCAGUUCCAGGACCCGCGGUAUCCACAUCUCUUUGCCGUCGGUGAUAUCGCCGACUCAGGUGCCCACAAGGCCGCGCAACCUGGAAUGAUGCAGGCCGUGAUUGCUGGGCGCAACAUUGCGAGAUUAAUCGAAGGCCAUCAACCGACCGGGAAGAUGAACAUCGCGCCUUCCGGCAUACACCUGAUCCUCGGGCUGACGCGCAGUGUCGUCUUUCGUAACCCCGACACUGCUGCGGGGGAAACUGAAACCGACAUGGGGAUUGAAGGGAUUUGGACCAGGCUCGGCGCUGUGGUAAACAGUUCGCAGGACUGUCACUUGUGA